This is a messenger RNA of Iphiclides podalirius (scarce swallowtail), 4047 nucleotides long. The record is from the annotation of a GenBank genome assembly. Lineage: Eukaryota; Metazoa; Arthropoda; Insecta; Lepidoptera; Papilionidae.
AUGUUUAUAGUACGAGCUUUGGAAAAGAUUUUAGCGGAUAAGGACAUAAAAAGAUCAUAUCAUAAUCAAUUGAAAAAGUCUUGUGAGGUGGCCCUUGAGGAAAUAAAAACUGAAUUAAAAAAUGGAGGCCAGCCUGAAUCAUCCGAAAGUCCAUCUUCAGGAACUCUUCCACUACCAAAAAAUGACGCUUCGAACAUCAUUACUGCAGAAAAAUAUUUUCUACCAUUUGAGCUGGCAUGCCAAACUCUCCUUCAGAACUUUAAGGUUCACCUGAAGAAGCAAAUUGAAGUGUUCUUCAAAGAAAUCUUUAUGAAUAUCUUAGAGACAUCAAGUUCUUCUUUUGAACACAAGUGGAUGGUGAUACAAGCCCUGACAAGAAUUUGCGGUGACGCCCAAAGUGUAGUAGACAUUUACGUUAACUAUGACUGUGAUCUCUCGGCGGCAAAUCUGUUUCAGAGAUUAGUGAAUGAUGUAUCUAAGAUUGCACAGGGCAGGCAAGCGUUAGAGUUGGGUGCCACACCUAAUCAAGAGAAAUCCAUGCGGAUAAGGGGACUAGAGUGCCUCGUGUCAAUUUUGAAAUGUAUGGUAGAAUGGAGCAAGGAAUUAUACAUCAAUCCUAAUAUGCAAACCACGCUCGGUGAGAGAACCAUAAAAGAGGAUUCAGAUCAUCAUAGCAUCAAAUCCCAUGGUGGUUCCAGUCUUAGUUUGAUUUCAACGGGGUCUAGCAAUGUUGGCAAUAGGGAAACGCUAGAUUCACCCGAGCAGUUCGAAGUUCUGAAACAACAGAAAGAGGUCUGGGAGACUGGAAUAGACCUCUUUAAUAGAAAGCCGAAAAAAGGUGUAGCAUUUUUGCAGGAACAAGGUCUAUUGGGAACAUCCACGAAAGAAAUAGCUGAAUGGCUGCUGACCGACGAAAGAAUCGACAAAAUAUUCAUAGGAGAGUAUUUAGGUGAAAACGACGACCAUUCCAAAGAAGUUAUGUAUGCGUAUGUUGAUUCCAUGGAUUUCUCGAACAUGGACAUAGUGGCGGCCUUGCGACAUUUCUUAGAAGGCUUCAGAUUGCCCGGCGAAGCGCAAAAAAUUGACAGACUAAUGGAAAAAUUCGCAGCACGAUACUGUGAAUGCAAUCCAACCAAUACGCUAUUCAUGAGUGCCGACACCGUCUACGUAUUAGCAUUUUCCAUAAUAAUGCUAACAACGGAUUUGCAUUCGCCGCAAGUGAAGAACAAAAUGACAAAGGAACAAUACAUCAAACUGAACAGCGGCAUCAGCGACAACAAUGACCUGCCGCGUGAAUAUUUAUCGCAGAUUUACGACGAGAUCGCCGGCCACGAGAUCAAAAUGAAGAACACUUCGAAACCGGGCAAACACAUGAUCGCUAAUGAGAAGAAGCGGAAACUUGUGUGGAAUAUGGAGAUGGAGCAGAUAUCGACUGCCGCUAAGAAUUUAAUGGAAUCAGUGUCGCACGUUCAGACGCCUUUCACGACGGCUAAACAUGUGGAGCAUGUUAGGCCGAUGUUCAAAAUGGCUUGGACCCCAUUCCUCGCAGCAUUUUCGGUUGGCCUUCAAGACUGUGACGAUACAGAGAUCGCGUCGCUGUGUUUAGAUGGCAUAAGAUGCGCCGUCCGUAUCGCUUGCAUUUUCCACAUGUCCUUAGAAAGGGAUGCGUACGUCCAAGCCCUUGCACGAUUCACCCUGCUCACAGCAAACUCGCCCAUUACCGAAAUGAAGGCGAAGAAUAUUGACACCAUAAAAACUUUGAUAACUGUAGCUCAUACGGAUGGAAACUAUCUGGGAAGCAGCUGGUUAGACGUCGUCAAGUGCAUUUCCCAACUGGAACUGGCCCAACUUAUUGGCACGGGAGUGCGGCCACAGUUUUUAUCAGGAUCGGGAAUUAAACCUCAGCCUGACUCCUUGAAGUUUAGCUUAAUGGCGUUAGACCCCAGUGUGAAGGAGCACAUAGGAGAAACGAGUUCGCAAAGCGUCGUCGUAGCCGUUGAUAGAAUAUUCACGGGCUCAACUAGGCUUGACGGUGACGCGAUAGUCGACUUUGUAAAAGCUUUGUGCCAGGUAUCUUUAGAUGAAUUAAGUCAUCCCACAAAUCCUCGAAUGUUUUCACUACAAAAAAUUGUUGAAAUAUCUUACUACAAUAUGGGUAGAAUUAGGCUUCAGUGGUCUCGAAUUUGGCAAGUGCUUGGUGACCAUUUUAAUAAAGUAGGCUGCAGUAGUAAUGAAGAUAUAGCUUUCUUCGCCGUUGACUCGUUAAGACAGCUUUCGAUGAAGUUUAUUGAGAAAGGCGAAUUUGCUAAUUUCAAAUUCCAGAAAGACUUUUUAAGGCCAUUCGAGCAUAUAAUGAAGAAGAACAGUUCCCCUACAAUAAGGGAUAUGGUUGUGAGGUGUAUUGCGCAAAUGGUAAACUCACAGGCUCCGAACAUUAAAUCUGGUUGGAAGAAUAUAUUCUCCGUAUUCCAUUUGGCGGCAAGUGAUCAAGACGAAGCAAUUGUCGAUCUAGCAUUCCAAACUACUGGUAAAAUUAUAACGGAACUGUAUGAAAAGCAAUUCCCAGCUAUGAUAGAUUCAUUCCAGGAUGCGGUCAAGUGUCUCUCAGAGUUCGCUUGUAAUGCCAAGUUUCCUGAUACAUCCAUGGAAGCAAUAAGGCUGGUAAGAUCUUGUGCAACAGCUGUUGGGGCUUCACCACAACUUUUUGCUGAGCACGCGGGCUUAGAAGGUGAACCGGGCGCACCCGAAGAGGACAGAGUAUGGCUGAGAGGUUGGUUUCCAUUACUCUUCUCUCUGUCAUGCGUCGUAAGCCGCUGCAAAUUAGACGUCCGCACACGAGGCCUCACGGUCCUGUUUGAAAUCAUAAAAACACACGGUGAAUCAUUCCGUCCGCAUUGGUGGAGAGAUCUGUUUAAUAUCCUAUUCAGGAUCUUCGACAACAUGAAGUUGCCGGAGCACCAGCUAGAAAAGAACGAAUGGAUGACUACAACAUGCAAUCACGCGUUGUAUGCGAUUGUCGAUGUCUUCACGCAGUACUUUGACAUUCUCGGCUCUCUCCUACUGGAGCAGCUAUACGCCCAGCUGCAUUGGUGCGUGCAGCAGGACAACGAGCAGCUGGCCAGGUCCGGCACUAACUGCUUGGAAAAUCUAGUCAUUUCGAACGGGAUGAAGUUCAGCGAGGACACCUGGAGCAAGACCUGCCAGAUCAUGCUGGAUAUAUUCAACAGCACGCUGCCCACGACGCUGCUCACGUGGAAACCGGAAGAGCAAGACGAUGGCGAAACGCCGCACGUUCGCCACGGGAUACUGAAGAAGCCGCAGAGCGGGGACGAGGCGAAAUCGUCGAAUCGCGUCUUCAACAGCCUCCUAAUCAAGUGCGUCGUGCAACUCGAACUGAUUCAAACGAUCGACAACAUCGUCUUCUACCCCGCCACGUCGAGGAAAGAGGACGCCGAGACUCUCGCCCUAGCGGCCGCCGAACUAACCGGCGGCGCGCCCGGUACGGAGCAAGAGUGCCAGCGCGAAGAGCAAGGCAUGUACAGGCUGCUCAGCUCGCCGCACCUGCUGCGACUCGUCGAGUGCCUGAUGUGCAGUCAUCGGUUCGCGAAGACCUUCAACACGAACAACGCGCAGCGCAACGUUCUGUGGAAGGCCAACUUCAAGGGCUCCGUGAAGCCGAACAUGUUGAAACAAGAGACUCAGUCGCUGGCCUGCGUGAUGCGGAUCCUGUUCAAGAUGUACGGCGACGAGGCGCGACGGGGCCACUGGCCGGCGGUCCAGAAGAGCCUCAUCGGCAUCUGCUGCGAGGCACUCGAAUACUUUGUCGGAUUGACCAACGAGGCCCACAGAGACGCCUGGACCUCCAUUCUGCUGCUGAUUCUCACACGGAUACUGAAGAUGCCCGACGAAAGGUUUGCGGCGCACGUGUCCAGCUACUACCCGCUGCUGUGUGAGAUCACAUGCUUUGACCUGAAGCCGGAACUGCGUACCGUUCUCCGUCGCGUCUUCAUCCGCAUCGGUCCCGUGUUCAACAUCGUCAGCGUACAG